Knipowitschia caucasica is the source of this 663-nucleotide messenger RNA. NCBI's taxonomy places the organism in Eukaryota, Metazoa, Chordata, Actinopteri, Gobiiformes, Gobiidae. The record is from the annotation of a GenBank genome assembly.
AUGAUGCCCAGCUGCUGCUCCCUGAGACAGAAGUGGGACCAGCCCAUUCAGCCAGGGAUGAACUCGUCUGCCUCCCCCGCGGCCCCUCUAAACGCCUCCUCCUCUGGCCUGCUGUGGUACCUAUACCCGGUGUGCGCGGCGAGUCCAUACGCCUUCGUCUUCUACUACGGUGCCAAAGUGCUGAACCUGGUGGUGGGAACGCCGUGUAACGUGCUGGUGGUGUGGCACAUCGUGUCCCGCAAGAGUGACUCCUCCACCUCCGACGUCUUCAUCCUGAACCUGGCCAUCCUGGACACGUACUUCUGCCUCAUGACGCCCAUCGACCUGGUGAACCGCCUGGUGAUAGGAAGUGGCCACAUCUGGUACUUCCUGCGCUUCUCCUACGGCGUCAAAGACUCGGCUCCGCUGUUCCUGUCGUGUGCGAGACAACCGUCUGCGUGUGGGGGUGGUGUGUGUGGUGUGUGGGGGCUGGUGCUGGGCUACGGCGUGGCCAAGAGUCUGGUGCAGACCAUACAGGUGCAGUAUGAGCUCUUCAGCGCCAUCAUCCUGCUGGCCUUCUGCAUCAUGCUCUUUUCCAACAUCUCCAUCCUCUGCGUGCUGCGGCGCUCAGUCGCCGGGAAGGUAACUACAAAACACCCUUUUUACACUUAUUCUGCAAAAUGA